AACCAUUACCCUGAUUUAGAGGCAUGGAAGUGGCAGCUACUUUGUCCAUCUCUCCGUCUGGCCAUUUUUCGGUGUGAUUUGCCCGGGCGAAAGCCAGAGGCAACCUUGCGAUCUACUACGUACUUCCUUGUCACUACGUCCCUUGACGCAACCCCAGAGCUUUCUCCGCGGUUAAGCAGCGAACGAAACAAUGUCUUCGAGCGGGGGAGAUGCUAAGCUAUUUGCGAGGGGAAAGGUCAACGAGCUCCGUAUGGAGCUCCAUGGCGGAGGCAAAAAGGAUAAGAAUCAUUCCGGAAAAAAGAUUGCAUUGAAAAGGAUCGUGGCAAAUAUGACAAUGAGCAACAAUGAUAUGGUUUCAUUGUUCCCUGACGUGGUUGAGUGCAUGACGAUUCCGAGCCUUGAGAUUAAGAAGAUGUGCUUUCUGUUCCUCGUCAAUUAUGCCAGAACGAAACCUGAUGUAGCAUUGAAAGCGCUACCGUUAUUGCUGGAUGAUUUGAACGAUAACAAUCCUCUUAUACGUGCUCUUGCCCUGCGAACCAUUUCAUAUGUCCAUGUUCGUGAAUUCGUCGAGGCUACCGUCCAACCAAUAAAACGGCUGCUCGAUGACGGAGACCCAUAUGUCCGUAAAACUGCGUGCUUUGCGGUUGCGAAGCUUUAUGACCAUGACAGGAGAACUGUGGAAACAUCAGACUUGAUUGAUAGGUUGAAUAGCAUGCUUAAGGAUGAAAAUCCAACCGUAGUAUCCAGUGCCUUAGCCGCAUUAAUGGAUAUAUGGGAAAGGAGUGAAGCCAUCACUCUUACAAUUGAUUAUGCGAGUGCGUCGAAGAUGAUAUCUAUUCUUCCAGAUUGCUCCGAAUGGGGCCAAACUUAUAUCCUAGAAGCGUUAAUGUCGUACGUACCACGAGAGUCAUCAGAAGCGCUCUUGUUGGCUGAGAGAGUCGCUCCGCGUCUCUCGCACUCAAAUUCUGCAGUUGUACUGACCUGCAUCCGCGUCAUUCUCUACUUAAUGAAUUAUAUUGCCGACCAAAGACAGAUCGCAUCCUUAGCGCGCAAGCUUUCGCCUCCGCUUGUGACUCUUUUGUCAAAAGGUCCUGAGGUCCAGUAUCUGGCCCUUAGAAAUGCAAUUUUGAUUUUACAAAAGCAACCAGAGGUUUUACGAAACGAUAUUCGCGUGUUCUUUUGCAAAUACAACGACCCGAUAUAUGUCAAGGUCACGAAACUUGAACUAAUUUUCAUGUUAGCAACCAGAGACAAUAUCUCUGUUGUACUAACGGAACUGCGGGAGUAUGCCACGGAGAUCGAUGUGCAUUUCGUUCGCAAAGCAGUAAGAGCGAUUGGAAAAUUGGCGAUCAAAAUUGAAUCCGCUUCCAACCAAUGCAUCGAAACGUUACUAGAACUUGUCAAUGCCAAAAUUCCCUAUAUUGUCCAGGAAGCAACGGUGGUCAUCCGCAACAUAUUUCGAAAAUACCCCAAUCAAUACGAAGGCAUCAUUGGAGCUGUUAUGAAGAAUAUUGAUGAGCUUGACGAACCAGAAGCAAAGGCAGCUAUAGUCUGGAUUAUUGGACAAUAUGCAGACCGAAUAGAGAACUCGGACGUCUUCUUGCAAGACUUCUUGGCAACUUUCCAUGAUGAGCCGGUGGAGGUCCAACUCGCACUUCUCACGGCGACCGUGAAAUUAUUCAUUCAACGACCCACCAAGGGCCAGCAGAUUGUGCCGCAGGUAUUAAAGUGGUGCACUGAAGAGACAGACGAUCCAGACCUCCGUGACAGAGGCUUCAUGUAUUGGCGUCUCCUUUCUACCGACCCUACGGCUGCAAAAGAUAUUGUAAUGGGCGAAAAGCCACCUAUCACUGCGGAGAGUGAACGGCUGGAUCCCCGUACGCUUGAGGAAUUAUGCCUGAAUGUUGGAACCUUAGCGACUGUCUACCUAAAGCCUGUACAACAAGUUUUCCGGAAUUCAAGACCGAAGAAACUAGGAAACAGCCCUGCUCUACAAAAACCACCGGCAAACGAGAGUACGAAUACGCCAUUCUCGAUACCAAUAUCUACUCUGCUUGCGGCGGGAAAUAACACCAGUCCUUCGAACCUUGGUACCAAUUCGGGGCUUGUGACCCCAGGAGGCGAAAUGUCUGCUGCUGUGAAUGCCGCGGAGGUGUACUUUGCUGGAGUAGGUAGCCAGCAGAUGGCAGCUAUGAGUUUGUCUGGUGGUGAUGCAGCAGGCGAUGGGCUAAAUGGCUCACAGCAAUCGCCAUACAUCGUGAAUCAGGCCGGCCAACAGGCAUACCAGCCGCAGGCAGUAGGUGGAGCGGCGACAGGUGAGUUGUUGCUUAUCUGA
Coccidioides posadasii C735 delta SOWgp is the source of this 2335-nucleotide messenger RNA. RefSeq lists its product as uncharacterized. Gene Ontology annotation, molecular function: clathrin binding. The record is from RefSeq and is a predicted model, not a curated record. Lineage: Eukaryota; Fungi; Ascomycota; Eurotiomycetes; Onygenales; Onygenaceae. Gene Ontology annotation, biological process: intracellular protein transport; vesicle-mediated transport. Gene Ontology annotation, cellular component: membrane coat.